GCCAUGUCCUCACUGGAAGCAACUGCUCUUUAUACCUACUUACCAUACUUACUUUAAGUAUUUCUCAAGUUAAAAUUCCAUAUGGUUUAGCACAAAACAUCUGUAUGGAUGUAUCAGGAGCUUGGAAGUGGGAGCUGGAGUGGAAACGUAUUAAUGUUGAGUGACAGCUGCAGUUCGAGGCCUGUAGACUGUUGUGCCAUUGUGUAACAGGUUUUAAUUUCGGCUUUUUUUUCUAUUUCCUCUUAAAGAUGUGGUAUGGAUUAGGCCACAGAUUGAGUGUGUGUCAAGUAGCUACCCUCUCAGAGCUGUUCUUGUGUGAGCGCUCGUGUGCAUGUCUGUUGAGAAAUUCUUCCUCACUUGACAGGUGGUCUGAAGGGGACGAAGAGGAGGAAAAGUCUGAUGACGAUGAAGGCGAGGAAUACGAUGAUGACGACGACUUCGUCGGGGGGUCAGAGAAGGAUCAGAGUGAAGGAGAGAAUGAGCAGCUAUCCACAGGCAUCGAUUACUUCAGCGAGGAAGAGGAUGGGGUGCUGGAUAUAGAGAUAGAGGGAUUCCAGCAAAGUAGGGUGGAUGGCCACAAGACAGGUGAAAAGCAGGAUGAGGUACUGUCUUCAUAAAUAGGCUACUUAGACACGCUCUGAUUACUACCUCUAACCUGCUCAACCCUAUAGGUCCAAAAUACAUUAAGUAUUCAAUAAAUAUCUGACAUUUCUUCAGAUUUGGUCGAAAGGAAUUGCAAAAGUUCAGUUAUUGACCUAACUCAGUUAAGGUCAAGUGAAUUUAAAAUGGCUAGAGGACACAUUAAGUCAUCACAUUUCUGGGUUAAAUAUUAGGAUCUGACAUGAAUGGGGUUUAUGAUGACAAUGGCGCUGCAGAGAGAUGAUGUGUGAUGUUGGCCUACAGGUGACAGCAGCCCUAGAGACCCUCAAACCAGAACUUUGUGAGUACCCUUCCUUAUCAAUCAGGAUAGGUUUAAAAUGGUGUGUGUGUGUGAUUUAUUUGUUGACAGUCAGUCCUUUUGGUCGUAUACUGAAUAUCUGGGAUAUAACCAAGUACAUCGGCAAGUGGAAGUUAGCACACAUAAAGGGCUACCACUUUGAAACCUUCAACGGAGAGCAAGCCCACAAGAACCUGCUCAAGCAAAGGGAGUUAGACUGCAAAACCAGUAUUCCUCUUCCUAUUGUGUGCAUGAUGGAGACCGAGGCUCUGCGUAUUCUGGAGAAGAUGGAACAGACAUACAGGUCUGAAUUUGGGGCCAACCACCAAUUGACCAAAGACGUCCAGGACAGGAUUGAGGCGGUGAGAGCCCAGCUAGCUGUUAAGUGUGUCUUCGUCCCGACCCUCACUCUCUGGCAGGACGAUCUGAAGUUAUGGUGUUCGUGGCUGCUGUUAACCCUGCUAAACAGGGGAAACAAGCAUCUCCGAUCAGGGUGGAGGCAGUGGCUCGGGACACUUGUGACAGGAUGGAGCCAGUGGCUAAGGAACCUGACAAGGAGGCCACCAGCGACCAAAACCGAGGCAACGGAGGCAGACGACAGCGACGUCUCUCCAUCAGGAUGGAGGCAGUGGCUCGGGACACUUGUGACAGGAUGGAGCCAGUGGCUGAGGAACCUGAUAAGGAGGCCACCAGCGACCAAGACCAAGGCAACGGAGGCAGACGACAGCGACGUCUCUCCAUCAGGAUGGAGGCAGUGGCUCGGGACACUUGUGACAGGAUGGAGGCCACCAGCGACUGCGACCGAGGCAACGAAGACCAAGGUGUCCCUCAAAAGCGGCCAGUCACAACACAUGUAGACCGGUUUGUAUGGAAGAUGGGAUUUAUCAUUUGUAGAGUUUUGGCUGGCAUAUGACUGGUCACAAAUUCAUUCUGAACAAGACUAUAGAGCAAAUGUUUAUGCUUUCCCCUCUCCCAGAUCUCUUGUUUUUUCAUCCCAAGCCCAUUUAAGAAAAACACAUCACAACACAAAGCAU
Molecule: messenger RNA, 1971 nt
Organism: Clupea harengus (Atlantic herring)
Lineage: Eukaryota; Metazoa; Chordata; Actinopteri; Clupeiformes; Clupeidae
Exons: 3
Coding region: 880-1794 (304 amino acids)
Source: RefSeq, a predicted model, not a curated record